AUGAAGUUUCUCACACUCUCACUCCUCAUUCCCAUCGCAUACCUCUCAAUCCUGAUCGGCAGCAUGGCGACCUUCUCUCACCUCUACCGGCAAAGACAAGUGAAGAAGAAACUCCGUCUAGCACCCUAUUUCCCUCCCCACACAACCCGCAAUAUCUACCUCUCCUUAUUACACCUGCAAGACGACGGAAACACAAAAGUACCUGAUUCAGUAUUACGGGCGGCGCUUUUGGCACGGGCGUGCGACGACAUCCGACGCAUCAUGGAGGUGCGGAUGCGCAAGCCCGCACUGGCGGCACUCCUCCAACGUGGGGUGGUCGGCGACGAGAUCUUCCAGCGGCUGCAGCGCGCCGAGCAGGAACUCGAGCUCGAACUCAAGGACGUGGUCGCCGAGGCCAACGCGCUGAGCGGAUCCGGCUCUGGAGGAACGCCAGGGACGUGGGGACAGACCAUCUUCCAGAGCGCAAACGAGAUGGUGCAGAACCAGAUCCUGAGGGAGAAACUCGACGCCAUCAAGAAGACCCUGCCGGAGGAGAAGGAGAGGUGGGAUAAUCAGAGAGAGAUGGCAAGGCGGGAGUUAAUGGGCGGCGGCGAGGAUGCGGCGGCAGGAGCAGCAGCAGCAGCAGUGGUGGGUAUUGGUGAUAAGCCUACCGCUUCUACUACUCCUGCGUCUGCAUCUGCAACUUCUCCAGCCGCUGCAGAAAAGACAGCGACGGCCCCAAAAGCCGCCACGGUCAGCAGUGAUGAGGAUGGAGUCAUUGUUGAAACGCCAGCCGCCGAGGUUUUGUCCACUGGCACUGGGGGCGGCAAGCAGAAGAAGAAGAAAGGGAAGAAGUAA
Fonsecaea multimorphosa CBS 102226 is the source of this 837-nucleotide messenger RNA. RefSeq lists its product as uncharacterized. Lineage: Eukaryota; Fungi; Ascomycota; Eurotiomycetes; Chaetothyriales; Herpotrichiellaceae. The transcript has a single exon. Gene Ontology annotation, biological process: post-translational protein targeting to membrane, translocation. The coding region runs from base 1 to 837 and encodes 278 amino acids. The record is from RefSeq and is a predicted model, not a curated record. Gene Ontology annotation, cellular component: Sec62/Sec63 complex.